Funneliformis caledonium is the source of this 291-nucleotide messenger RNA. The record is from the annotation of a GenBank genome assembly. NCBI's taxonomy places the organism in Eukaryota, Fungi, Glomeromycota, Glomeromycetes, Glomerales, Glomeraceae.
AUGAACAUAGUGCAUUCACCAUAUUAUUUUCUAGAAACUGCAACUUGGAGCUUACUUAGUUAUUUAGAGUACAGAGAACACACAGAAGAUUUUACAAGAGAUAAAUCAUUAGAGCACCAGUUUUAUGUUAAAGAUCUUGAAUACCUUCAGAAAAAUCCCGAAGAAUAUCCACAAGCCGAACAAGCUAAACAGUGUCUUCUUAAUUUUCAGUUAAUUGAGUGCGCCUUGGUUGAUGAGUGUAGGGUGCGAGUGUUAAGAUACGCUCUGGUUUCUAUUGAUGCGAUUGAAUAG